AUCAGCUGUGUCCAAUCACAGCUGAUCACAUGGGGGACAUGUACACUGAUCCUCAGGGCACUGAUGAUCAGUGUGCCCUGAUGAUCAGUGUAGCCCCAGCAGUGCCAGCUGUCAGUGUCCAUCAGUGCCACAUCAAUGCCACAUAUCAGUGCCUACCAGUGCACAUCAAUGCCACAUAUCAGUGCCCAUCUGAGCUGCCUUUCAGUGUCACCCAUCAGUGCCAGUCAGUGCCACCUAUCAGUGCUGCCAAUAAGUGCCACCUAUUAGUGCUGCCAGUCAGUGCCGCCUAUCAG
This is a messenger RNA of Staurois parvus, 293 nucleotides long. NCBI's taxonomy places the organism in Eukaryota, Metazoa, Chordata, Amphibia, Anura, Ranidae. The record is from the annotation of a GenBank genome assembly.